Molecule: messenger RNA, 347 nt
Organism: Cylicostephanus goldi
Lineage: Eukaryota; Metazoa; Nematoda; Chromadorea; Rhabditida; Strongylidae
Source: the annotation of a GenBank genome assembly
AUGGAUGAGCCAGCGUGCAAGAAGUUGAAAGUUGAUUCUGCACCUUGUGCAGACUACGAAGCUGGAGAUAAUUUGGAUGGUUUGAGUGAGCUCGAAAAGUUAGAACCCUUACCACAAUCUGGGCACAUUGGCGGCGAUGUACCGACCACGUCACAAUCCACAAUGCCAGCUCCGAUGGCACCAGCUGGUUAUGGCCAAGCUGGAGGAGGUCAACCGGGCGGACAACCUUCUCAGGGUGGUCAGCAGCAGUCUGUUUUACAGGUAAAUUUGAUUUGUGAACUUUGUAAUGUUUCGUACACGGUCUCAUUGAACUACAUGAGGAAGAAGCUCUUUAGGAGUUGUUAAUG